AUGGAUGUGCCUCAUUUAUUCAUACAAAAUCAGAAGGUAAAUGAAUUUAAUAAAAGGGUUCAUAAUGCAGCAACUGACAAAAAGUUUUCCAUUAAAGCAGUAGACAGUGUCAUAGGAGCAAACUCUGCUCAGCUUCGAGAUAAAAUUUUGAGUCAAAUACCAGAUGACCCAAGGAAAACAAAGCAAAUUGCUUCAAACCUUCAACUGUCAGUUGGAGAAAGAACUGAGAUAGCAUUAAAUGUACGUACUGAUGAUGGCAUGACUAAUGGUGCCAGUAAUGUUGUUAAGAAGAUACAACUUAACCAGAGAGAUAAACCAUCAGGAGUAAUAUGGGUACAGUUUGACCAUUCAGAUGUUGGUGAGAAAACCAGACAUGAAAAUAGAAAUCUUUAUGUUCAAGGUAUUGACUCAACAUGGACUCCAAUAAAACCAAUCACUACUCAAUUUGGUAUUGGCAGGAAUCAAACAGCACAAGUUGUAAGAAAACAGUUUCCACUAAGACCUGCUGCGGCUAAGACAAUUCAUCGUUCACAAGGAGACACAGAACAAAACAUUGUUGUCAAUUUUACUACAAGAAGAGCCAUACCUCAUAUACAUUAUGUUGGUUUAAGCAGGGUAACAACCAUUGAAGGUUUAUUUAUCACUGAUCUUUGUGAAGAAAAGAUAGCUGUCAAUCCUCAUGUUGCAGCUGAAAUGGAAAUGUUAAGGAAAGAACGUGCACUGAAACUUAGUGUCACUCCUAUUUAUCAGAUAAAUCAAGUCUCUUUUAAAUUAUGCUAUCUGAACACUCGAUCAUUGCACAAACAUAUUGAUGAUGUUCGACAUGAGCUAAAUUUUACAAACACUGACAUCAAUAUAUUCUCAGAAACACGAAUUAUGACCUCAGAUGAUAAUAUUAUGUAUGAAAUUGAUGGUUAUACUUUGUUCAGGAAUGAUGGUCACUGUUCAACAUCCAGACCAUUUGGUGGAAUGGCAGUUUUUAGCAGAGUUGAAUUUUUGCCUGGAUAUCCACGUUGUCGUAAUAUUAACGGCAUUGAGAUCACUAUUAUGAAAGUAAUGAUUUUUCCACAUGUUACCAUUAUAGGUAUAUAUCGAUCACCCAGAAUUCCAGUUCAGCAGCUGUUAGCAGCCUUAAGUGAGGUUUUGAUGUUAUCUACUUCUCAAUUUAACAUUUUCAUGGGUGACUUUAAUGUAAAUUGGUUGGAUGAAGUCAACAAAAGUCCUUUAUAUAAUUUCUUUAUUAACGAAAAUAACUACAGACAAUUGGUAGACAGUUUCACCACAGAUAAUAAGACGUUAAUAGAUCAUAUCUAUACAAAUCUACCAGAAUCACAAGCUAAGUCACACAUAUUAGAAACUUAUUUCUCUGAUCAUAAAGCAGUGUGUGCAUUGAUUAAUUGCUUCCAUUGAACUAAAGCUUAGUAGCUACAUUUUACCAAAUGUCUUGCCUCGGCUAGCAAUAAAACUGAGUUGCACUAUUAAGAGUUUAAAAACUUGGAGGGGGUGCUACUGCCUUCCCCGUUGUGCACAUUAUGUCUACCACUGAAUGUCAAUAGCAAGAACACCAGGUAAGUAAUUUUGCGUCCCCCACCCCCUCCCUCUUGCUGUAUUAUUGCAUGUUCUAUUACACUACUAAUUAUUUCACUCUAAGUUCUAACAUGAACAUUUUGGAUUUAUAGAUGAAUCAUGGAUAAACUGCAUAAUGGCCGGAUACCUUUGUCACAACUACAGCUGUACACCCUACUCCCAGAACAAUCUUAGUUUAAACUCAUUGGUACAGUACAUGUAUAUUUUCAAAAGAAGAUGUAAACAUCACAGCACGCAUGCUUUGUAAUGAGAUCCUUCCAAUGGCACACAAUGUACAAAUCUGAACAUAUUAUUCCAUAUAUCGAAAUAACUUUUGUUAAUGAUGAAUGGCCUCCAAUGUAUGACCUACUGUAUUGGCUACUACAAUUACUUGGAAUAAACACUUAAUUUGUGUUCCAUCAACCCUGGCAAUCACAUUCCUAAAUUAUAAUACUACCAUCAUAAUCUUGAUGUAAUCUAUCAACAACAUGGUUAAAAGGAUAUUUAAAACUGUCUGAGUGUGUAUUGGUAACACCUCAAUCCUCAUUGAAAUACCUGAUUAUAGCAUGUUAUUAACUAUCAAGAAGAUUAUGAAUCUAACACAUUUCAGCAACAACAUCAAGAAAUUGGAGAUUAAUAUCUUCGUUAUGUUAUGGAAUUGGUUUCUGCAAGUGGAGUUUAAAUCAGCCAUUUCAUGUUGUCAUCCGGCAUGUUGUAAAUCCAACCUCAUUUGACAAUUAAUAAUAAAACCUUGUUCAACUGUGUAUAAAAUAUGUUAAUUUGAGGGAUUAAAAAAAAUUAUUUUCAUUUUUGCGUCCAUUAUGCUCGGCAUUAAUUUUCAUUUUAAGUUUAAAAUAUAUUGACCUAAACAUCAAUUUCUUAUUCCUUUGAAGUUACAAGUUAAAUAAAUGCAUUUUGUAUGUCUGUAUAUGUAGAACUUAAAAAUACUUUGAGACCAAACUAGACCUUGUAGAAAUUAGGAUAUUAUUUCUUCAUUGCAAGUGGAUCUGUGCCAUGAGCAGAUACAUGCACGCUUUGCGUGCCUAUUUUUAAAUUUAAAGGCCACUUUACACACUACACAACUUUUGCUACACAACUAAACAGGCACACAAUUCACCUUGGAACUCUGUACGUAGUAAUAUUACUGAGCAUAAUAAUUGUAAAGACUUUAAAAGAAAUUUUUGUAAAUAUUUGCUUGAGCAUUUUCACUUAAAUCUUAAUUUAUUUUACUAUCAAUUUUAGACUGUAAAUAUUUAAUUGAAUAA
Paramuricea clavata is the source of this 2831-nucleotide messenger RNA. The record is from the annotation of a GenBank genome assembly. Lineage: Eukaryota; Metazoa; Cnidaria; Anthozoa; Malacalcyonacea; Plexauridae.